AUGGUAAAAUUCUGUUAAACAUGUAAUGAAAAAAGAGCUUUUAUAGUUCGACCAAAAACAGGAAAAUUAAUAUGUUAAGAGUGUUUUUUUUAAGCAUUUGAAGAAGAAAUACACUAUACAAUAAUAUCAAACAAUUUAUUUUAAAAAGGUCAAAGAAUAGCUAUGGGAGCUUCAGGAGGAAAGGAUAGUACAGUAUUAAUACAUGUAAUGAAUUUGUUAAAUAAAAAAUAUAAUUACGGACUUGAUUUGUAAUUAUUAAGUAUUGAUGAAGGAAUAACGGGUUAUAGAGAUGAUUCAUUAGAAACAGUAAAAGACAAUUAACACACAUAUGGUUUACCUUUGAAAAUAUUAAGCUAUAAAGAAUUAUAUGGGUGGACAAUGGAUGAAAUAGUAAAACAAAUAGGACUAAAUAAUAAUUGCACAUUUUGUGGUGUUUUUAGACGCUAAUCAUUAGAUAGAGGUGCGUAACUAUUAAAAUGUGAUAAAAUUUUAACUGGACAUAAUGCAGAUGAUAUAGCAGAAACUAUACUUAUGAAUAUGGCUAGAGGAGACUUUUUUAGAUUAGGAAGAUGUGUAUAAAUUUCAACUGGAUAAGAAGUAGAUGAUGACCAUAUCCCUAGAUUAAAACCUUUUAAAUAUACUUAUGAAAAAGAAAUUGUUUUAUAUGCUUAUCAUAAAAAGUUAGUUUAUUUUUCAACUGAAUGUAUAUAUUCACCUAAUGCUUAUAGAGGUCAUGUAAGAGAGCUUAUUAAAAAUCUAGAAAAAGUUAGACCUAGUAGUAUUAUAGAUAUUAUUCAUUCUGCGGAAUAAAUCACUAUUAAUAUAAAUGCCAAAAUGCCUAAAAAAAUGAAAUGUAUUUAAUGCGGAUUUGUAUCUUCCAAUGACAUUUGCAAAGCUUGUAUUCUAUUAGAAAGGCUAAAUAAAGGAAAAGCGAAAAUUGAAAUUAAAGCUGAAUGA
Molecule: messenger RNA, 957 nt
Organism: Ichthyophthirius multifiliis
Lineage: Eukaryota; Ciliophora; Oligohymenophorea; Hymenostomatida
Exons: 4
Biological process (GO): tRNA wobble position uridine thiolation
Cellular component (GO): cytosolic tRNA wobble base thiouridylase complex; mitochondrion
Molecular function (GO): tRNA binding
Source: RefSeq, a predicted model, not a curated record